Klebsormidium nitens is the source of this 513-nucleotide messenger RNA. NCBI's taxonomy places the organism in Eukaryota, Viridiplantae, Streptophyta, Klebsormidiophyceae, Klebsormidiales, Klebsormidiaceae. The record is from the annotation of a GenBank genome assembly.
AUGACUAUCCUGCUUGAAGGGGCUGCAUGGGCUGGGUCAGCCAUCCUCCUGUACCUCGCUCUCAAGCCUGAGGUGGCCAAGAGCAGGUCAGGGAUGUCCUACAUCAAGGGGCCCCACGCCCAGGAGUUUAUGCUGCUUGUGAAUACAGACAUAGAUCGCCUCCUGGAAUGGCUCAGAAGCCACCCUGAGCUGCUAGCUGACCGACGGUGGCAAAGGCUCGUCAAACGCUACAAGACAAAGAUGCGCCCAAUUGCAGAGGGGGAGGGCGGGGCAGCUUACACUCGAAACAAGUCGGACGUGAGGCUGUGCGUCCCAGAGUCGCUCGAGGAGCGAGACGUCCAGACCGCGUUGUUUGUCGCCCUCCACGAGCUGGCUCACAUCGCCAACGUGAGUUGGGGUCACGACCAGAGCUUCUGGGACACCUUCAGGGACCUGCUCCGGCUUGCCGUGCGAGCAAAGAUUUACAAGAGACGCAACUACAGGAAUGACCCAGCUCGGCUGGUGUUUGGGUAG